Molecule: messenger RNA, 1663 nt
Organism: Mytilinidion resinicola
Lineage: Eukaryota; Fungi; Ascomycota; Dothideomycetes; Mytilinidiales; Mytilinidiaceae
Product: MFS general substrate transporter
Exons: 5
Coding region: 1-1449 (482 amino acids)
Biological process (GO): transmembrane transport
Molecular function (GO): transmembrane transporter activity
Source: RefSeq, a predicted model, not a curated record
AUGUCUACCAAAAAGAAACUCGACGAAGAGAUUGCUCGACCACCAUCCAGAGAAGAUUCUCAAUACAUCGGAACCACAGAGAAGCUUGACGAUGCGCGUAACCGAGAGUUCUAUGGAGAUUCAAUCACUGAAUCCUACCGCCUCAAGUCAGAGCUUGUCGGCAAGUGCAUGGAAAAGAUUGGCAUGGGACCAUACCAAUGGGAACUUUUCGUUGUCACUGGCUUUGGCUGGAUCACGGACAACUUCUGGUCCCAAGGCAUCGGCACCAUUCAACCUGCCGUCAAGGUCGAAUUUACAGAUGUCACCCGGGUAAGCUUCAGCUCAAUCGCGUACUAUGCCGGCCUCAUCUGCGGCGCGUCGUUCUGGGGCAUCUCCGCAGAUUUCAUUGGCAGAAAGCCCGCAUUCAACAUGACUCUCUUGAUCGGCGGCAUCUUCGGCCUUGUCAUUGGCGCCUUGGAUCACUUCGUUGGCUUCUGCGUCGUUUGGGCCAUUAUCGGCACAGCAGCAGGAGGAAAUGUUCCUGUUGAUUCAAUGAUCUUCCUUGAGUUUGUUCCAGGCUCACACCAGUACUUGUUGACUGCGCUAUCUGCCUGGUGGAAUUUCGGACAAGUCAUUGUGUCUCUGGUUGGCUGGGUGUUCAUCGCACACUUUUCGUGCUCUGCGGACGCUGAGCCCGAAUCUCCUCGCUACCUCCUCAGCAAGAGCCGCGAUGCAGAAGCUGUAGAAGCCGUCAACUACGUCGCACGACGGAACGGCAAGCCAGAGCCCUUGAGUCUAGCCAUGCUCCAGCAAAUCGACUUCGAAAUCGGAGCCGCAGUCAACCCCGAGGAGACUGGCCGACAGGGCCUCUCGCACAUGCAAAUCCUCAAGGAGAACCUGGCGGACUUCAAAUCCACAAACUUCAAAACCCUCUUCGCGACCAAGAGGCUAUCUCAGCACACUUCUCUCAUCUGGCUCAUCUGGUUGACCAUUGGCAUAGCCUACCCGCUCUACUUCAACUUCCUCCCCACCUACCUCGCUCAGAAGUUCACCGAGAACGACUCACUGUCCAUCACCUAUCGAACUACUGCAUUGAUGCAGACGAGACUCGGCCGCCGUCACAUGAUGGGGCUCUCGGCCAUCAUCACCGGCAUAUUCCUCUUCGCAUACACGGCCGCAAGAACCCCAACGGCCAAUCUGGCCUUCUCAUGCGUCAUUGGCCUCUGGGGAAACUUUGAAUACGCCAUCAUGUACGCCUUCACCCCGGAGUCAUUCGCCGCACCAACGCGCGGUCUUGGGACGGGGUUGGCGGCUACGCUUUUGCGGCUUGGAGGGCUCUGCGCGAGUCUUAUUGGCACUUAUACGAACUUCUCGGUGGUGCCGAUCUAUGUGAGCGGAGCUAUGUGGAUUGCGGUUGGGUUGAUUUCGUUCUUGCUGCCGUUUGAGACGCAUGGGAUUGCGGCUAUAUAGAGUUGGUCGGUGGCGUGAAGUGUUUGACGGCAGCGGGUUGAGAGGAGCUGCCUUCAAAUAUCGUCAGUGUUAGCUGGCUCGAAGCUAGCCUUGUAUGAAGUAGAUUGACUGGCACAUAAGGUUAUAUCAAUCAUUACGGAAUGAUAUAUGCAGCUACGAUGUAUGUAGUAUGAAAUAGUACAUACCUAAGAAGCAAGUAAUGAGGCAAAAUCAG